GAGCUUUGUCGACCUUGCCGACAAGGCCAUCAAUUGGCAAGGCAAUCAUUUCUGUGCGAUCCUGUUCAAGAUGGCGCAUCCUGUGGCCAGAGUCUCCAGCAACAGUCUCAAGUUACCCUUACCUUUGACGGCCUCUGGCCAGAUCCUCCAGAUCUGCCCUCAAUGCGCGCAUCGUUUACCUUCUAUCCACACUCGCCAGUUCACAACCACUCGACGCAGAAAUGCCGCCGGCGUUGUCCAGAGCAUUCCCAACAUCGAUUCCAAGCUCCCGAAACAUGUUUCCAUGAAGAGCCAGAUGAAAAAAGCCAACAGGCAACAGAUAGGCACUGAUCUGGGAAAGCUGCCCCAGACCUUCAUUCUCCCUGCCGCCAAGGACCUGCCGGGCUGGAUGAGCCCUAAUUUUAUGAAGAGAACAAGGAUUCAUUGGCUACAAUUCAAGACUGCUGUCAAAGACUGGUGGAGCUUGGUGGUUUUCCUGAAAUGGGACGUCAAACGAGACCCUCUCACGGGCAAAAAGCUGAGGAAACCGCUGGAGCUCUCCCAGAGAAAUCAGAUUGCGCGAGACCUGCACAAGGAAUUCCAUGAGGCCUUGGGCGAGGGCGACCUGAAAAGGCUACAGGUCAUUUGCUGCGAAGGUCUGAUGGCGCAGGCGAGGAUGCGCGUCGAGCAACGGAAAGCCUUGCGCCGGAGGAAGGAACCUUGGCAGCUUCUGAGUUACUCCGGCAUUCGCUAUCCCGCCUGGCUGGAGAGAUGGCCUCUCUCGGGGUUUCUCCCCGGAGCAAGCACCAGGGUGGUGUCGGACAGGCUUGCCCCGUUGCCGUUCGCAGACACCUACCUCCGCCAGUGCAUUGUCCGCAUCAGCAGCGUCCAGAACUAUUUGCUCGCCGACCGGGACAAGGAUAUCUUGCUGAAGCAUACUGAUUAUGUGGUGAUACAAAAAAUGACUACCAAGGGCGAGGAAGGGCCUUGGAAGAUAUGGGGUCUGACGGAGCCGACCACCACGAAGGAGAUUGAUGGGUUACUUGAGGGCAAGGGACAGGAAUCCGGUACCACCCUCGCGGAGAGGAUACGGGACAAGAUCUCCGGUAUUGCAGGCGUCUAGCCGAAGACCACAGACCAGAAAGCUGGUCUCGCAGCUGAUCGAUAGGCUCAUCUGCUGCUCGACACGAUGUGAAAUCCAUACCAGCGUCAGCCGAGACCAAUCCCACUCCUGUCCUUCUCUCCCUGAGCGCCUUCCAGCCGACAGGGAGUGGCGUUGGAGAGAAACUCCAGAGAGCGUUGUUGCUCGACAGCGCACAGCCUGCUGUACAACUAUAUGUAACCAUCCUGGCCAAAGAUAUGUUUGAGCUCGAGGGCGCCAUCCAUGAUACUUCUUCGUUCGACA
This is a messenger RNA of Cladophialophora immunda, 1384 nucleotides long. RefSeq lists its product as uncharacterized. The record is from RefSeq and is a predicted model, not a curated record. The coding region runs from base 71 to 1102 and encodes 343 amino acids. Gene Ontology annotation, cellular component: mitochondrion. The transcript has 2 exons. NCBI's taxonomy places the organism in Eukaryota, Fungi, Ascomycota, Eurotiomycetes, Chaetothyriales, Herpotrichiellaceae.